AUGGCUUCGACAUUCGUCAACUGGCUGCGUUCCCCCAAGGCUCGAGAGUAUUUCUUCAGCACACAUUUCUGGGGACCAGUAGCCAACUGGGGCCUUCCAUUAGCGGCUAUUGCAGACCUCAAGAAGGAUGAGGAAGUCAUCUCUGGGCCGAUGACCACUGCUCUGGCAUGCUACUCUAUGGUCUUUAUGCGUUUCGCAUGGCGCGUCCAACCUCGGAAUUACUUGUUGUUUGCGUGUCACGCCACGAACGCGACCGCUCAGUCCGUGCAAGGCGCAAGAUUCGUCAACUACUGGUACAUGGGCGGCAAGGAGAAGAAGGAGCCAACAGGUGUCGAGAAAGUGAAGGGGGAGAUCAAGGAAGCCGCGGAUAUGACACGAGAAGAGGCCAAGAAAGUAGCAGCAGGGCCAGCCAAAUGA
This is a messenger RNA of Gloeophyllum trabeum ATCC 11539, 417 nucleotides long. RefSeq names its product UPF0041-domain-containing protein. Lineage: Eukaryota; Fungi; Basidiomycota; Agaricomycetes; Gloeophyllales; Gloeophyllaceae. Bases 1 to 417 code for a protein of 138 amino acids. The record is from RefSeq and is a predicted model, not a curated record. Gene Ontology annotation, cellular component: mitochondrial inner membrane. The transcript is spliced from 5 exons. Gene Ontology annotation, biological process: pyruvate import into mitochondria.